Naumovozyma dairenensis CBS 421 is the source of this 1020-nucleotide messenger RNA. RefSeq lists its product as uncharacterized. The record is from RefSeq and is a predicted model, not a curated record. The transcript has a single exon. Lineage: Eukaryota; Fungi; Ascomycota; Saccharomycetes; Saccharomycetales; Saccharomycetaceae. Bases 1 to 1020 code for a protein of 339 amino acids.
AUGACAGAACCAGCUCCGCCAUACAGUAAAUUUAAUAUUCUUUACGAACUCUACUACGGAUUCAGACCAAAUAAACCUACAUUCUUACCACAAGACUAUCCAGACUUAACAGAUAAGACUGCCAUCGUGACAGGUUCCAAUACAGGUAUCGGGCUACAGGUAAUGAAACUCUUAUAUUCCAAGAAUUGUAACGUUUUAUCAGUGGUGAGAACAAAAUCCAAAGGUGACGCCGCACGUGAUGAAACCAUUGCUGAAUUCCCCACUUCUAAGGGAUCCAUCACUGUUAUUGGUGGAUGUGAUUAUUUAGAUUUGACCACUGUGAAACCAGCUGGAUCUAAGAUUAAGGAUAUUAUUGGUGAUAAGCCAUUGAAUUUAAUCAUUCAUAAUGCGGGGUUGAUGGCUUCAGUCAAUACAGCUACUUCGAAACAAGGGUAUGAAGCUAUGUUUCAAGUCAAUGUGAUGGGAUCACAAUUGUUACAACAUUUCUUAGAUCCUAUUUUUUUGAAAAAGGAUGAUGAUUUGAAAAGGAUAGUUUGGGUUAGUUCUGGGGCUCAUUUGUUAGGGUUUAAAGAAUAUGGGAUUAAUUGGGAAGAUCCAGUUUUUGAGAAUUGUAGUGUGAAAGAAAGACCAUCAGCUUCUACUUUAUAUGGACAAUCUAAAGCCGCAAACAUUAUGCAAGCUAAAGCUUGGGCAAGUAAGAAUAAAGAGAAAGUUGAGGAGGUAGGAUGUGUUUCUGUUUCUUGUUAUCCAGGGAAUCUAAGAACUGAUUUACAAAGAGAUUGGAAUGGUUGGUUAAGAAGCGUUGUUGGGAGAAGUUUAUUCUGGGACAGUAUCUACGGUGCGUACUCCGAAUUGUAUGCUGCGAUGUCCCCAAAAUUGACUACUAAGGAUCAAGGUGCGUAUGUGGUUCCAUUCGGGGGACUUCGUGACCCAAGAGAAGAUGUAAAGGUCGGGUUGACUAAUGGUUCAGAUUUGAAACUUUGGGAUUGGGUCAAUGACAAGAUUAAAGAAUUUUUUUGA